Messenger RNA from Eutrema salsugineum, 1378 nucleotides. RefSeq lists its product as uncharacterized. Lineage: Eukaryota; Viridiplantae; Streptophyta; Magnoliopsida; Brassicales; Brassicaceae. Gene Ontology annotation, cellular component: endoplasmic reticulum. The record is from RefSeq and is a predicted model, not a curated record. The transcript has 3 exons. The annotation marks the transcript as partial.
CAACGCAACGAAAAUCAGAUAAACAAAGAAGCCAUGAAAGGAAAGAUUUCAGACUCAUCCUCGGAGAAAUCAUCAAUGGCAUCAUCGAACACCACGACGACUUCCACUGUGUCUACGGACGAUUCAGAGAGAAGAGACAGUAACUGUUACUUCCCAUAUUGUCGCAAAGACGCGAAUUGCAGCUGCGAGAUCUGUCUCGACAGUCUCAACGCAACGCUCGAUCUCAUGCCUCUUAGCGUACAGAAAAGCUCCCUCACGAAGCUCUCUUAUGCCUCCUCGAAUUUCAAAUCCACCGUCGAAUCUACUCCGACUUCAUUUGACCCGACCGUCGUCACCACGCCCGCUUCGGUUUCUCGCCCAAUCUCGAAGGUGAUAUCUCAGAAAUUGGUGACGAAACCAAAAGUUUCAGAGGAUGAAGAAUUGAGGAAGAAGAAGAAGACGAACCAGAGAAAGUCACUGAUAUGCGUUUUUAGGAAAUUGGUUUUAGGGAUUGGUUUGGUUCUGUGUUUAGAAUUAGGGUUUAAUUGGAUGCUUAAAGGGGUUUUAAAACCCGAAUUUACAGAGGAGAUAGUGAGAGUUUCUGGUGAGAGAUCUCAAUCUGCUCUCGAUCUGGGUUCGAAGCUGAGAAUCACGGAAAACGAAUUAAAGGGUUUUGCUAAAAGUGGAAAGUUUUCGAGUUGCAGGGGUUCAAAUUCCAAAUGGAAAUUCAAUCAGGAUGGUCCAAUGUUGAAUUCAAAGUGUCCUCUGUACAAAUCCGCCAUUGAAGAGGUGAGUAUUUGGGGUUGGCCUUUGCAAACCGCCGGUUUGUUCCGUACCGGCUUCUCCUCAAGCUCAAUAACUGUAUUAUCAGGCCGAGUAACCGAGUGGUCAGAAGGAAGAUUCGGUUACUUAAUACGUGAGGCCAACACUUCGUGGGGGAAAACCAAAUGGAGCACAUCGGUUCUGCAACUAGAUCCCAACACAUGGAUUCUUGAGUAUAGCCAAAGCUCGGUGACAGAGAGUUCGACUUUGUUUUCAGUAACAAUCGAUCUCCUGACACACAUGAUGGUCCAGGCAGCGAAGAAUGUGAAUCGGGAGCUUUUCUGUGUGUUUUCAGCCUCAAGGAAUCUGUAUAGUGAAGCAGUCUCAAAGACUAGCACAAUGACUCCAACUUAGAAAGAAAUAAAAAGUAAUCGUUUUUUGGUUCUUCCUUUCAAGCAUUGACAUCUUGUCAUCUUUUUAGGUAUAGUCAAAUGAACAAGAUGUGCUUAUGACUGUUACUGUGUAGUUGUAGAAGGCUUAGACAUUCCUUCUUAUGUAGUAGUUCUUUCAUGUCAUUUUUUGUUUGUUUACUAUGGCUUGUGAGAGAACUGUAAACGAUGUCGUUUUUGAAAGUUAA